This is a messenger RNA of Biomphalaria glabrata, 1193 nucleotides long. Its product is annotated as carboxylesterase NlhH-like. The record is from RefSeq and is a predicted model, not a curated record. Gene Ontology annotation, molecular function: short-chain carboxylesterase activity. Bases 35 to 1009 code for a protein of 324 amino acids. The transcript has 2 exons. Lineage: Eukaryota; Metazoa; Mollusca; Gastropoda; Planorbidae.
CUUGCAUACAAAUCAACUGAGAAAGAAAUACAAUAUGGCGGAAAGACAAAUCUGGGCACCUUUUGCUGACAAGUACAAAGUGCACGAGGAAUCCUAUGAGUUCGUGCGUUUGAUGCUCGAGACUGGUAUAAAGCCUUACUCUGAACUCGGAGUCGACAAGGCGAGAGAGCAGUCCAGAAUGAGAUCGUGUCAGUUUGGUGGAUCCGUGGAGUUCAAAGGUGAAGAGCGGGAAAUCAUCAUCCCAUCACCUUACGCUGCAGAGGGAAUUCCCGCUACUAUUUAUAAACCGGAUACAGCACCGGAAGUUCCCGCCAUCUUCGUGUACUAUCACGGCGGUGGUCUGGUGCUUUGUUCCAGGGAGACACACGCAAGUGCUCUCAAGGUCAUAGCUUCCAGGAGCGGGGCCAUUGUCGUAAAUGUAGAGUACCGCCUACUGCCCAACCCUGAAUCACCCUACGCCCCGUUCGACGACGCCGCCGCUGCGGCAGAAUGGGUCUUGAAGAACAAAGAAGCCGUCGGAGGAAGGUUUGACAGUAAAGUGGGCGUCGGUGGGGACAGCGCCGGAGGGCAGUUGACGGCGAGCGUGACCAACGAUGUCCAAGGGCUUGACUUCCAAGUCCUGGUUUAUCCAUUGACCGAUACGCUGUGCAAGAACCCCACAUUCCAAGAGUUUAAAAACGUGCCUGGACUCAACAGCGACGCCAUCAAAUGGUUCUUCGAUAACAGCCUUUUGUAUAUUCCAGACUACAAGACCAACCCUAGGAUCAAUGUCAUGGUCAGAACAAACACCGAAUUAUCUCCUCCUGCUUUGGUACUCCUUGCUGAGCUGGACCCCUUACGCGGGUGCGGACUUGACUACGCGGAGAAAUUGAGAGACGCAGGAGUAAGCGUCCAAUGCGAGGUGGUCGAGGGAGUGCCGCACGCUUUCUUCACCCUGAUCACCGUGUUUCGAACCAAGACUAACGAGGCAUAUGAACACGUUGUCAAAUUUCUAAAGCAGUUUCAGUAAAUGAACAAAGAAGCAUAACCAAAUCGGAAAAGUAUAUAUUUAUUUUUAAAGCAGUUCUUUCCCUUUCAUUGAUAAGCACAUGGUCAGUAAAGAAGAGUCCUUUCUCACAUGGCAUAGCCUCUUCUAACUUUUGAAAUUCUCUUAUCAAUUAUGCAUACCAAUAAACAAAGGUUUUUCUUCUUAA